This is a messenger RNA of Anopheles merus, 786 nucleotides long. RefSeq lists its product as uncharacterized. The record is from RefSeq and is a predicted model, not a curated record. The coding region runs from base 250 to 507 and encodes 85 amino acids. The transcript is spliced from 2 exons. NCBI's taxonomy places the organism in Eukaryota, Metazoa, Arthropoda, Insecta, Diptera, Culicidae.
AGUCUAGCAGUGUGCACAACACCCAUUCAAUAUUUCUGUAGUUUAUUCAAGCUAUAUUUUGCAGCGUAUAUAUAGCUCAUUAAGGAUAAGUAAGUUAAGUUAUAUAGCUCAUUAAAAUUUCGAAUUCGUUACCCAAAUAGAUGUUCAGAAACACUGUGGUGCUUGUGGUGUAAAAUAAUUUCACGUAAAUAAAACGUGAAAUAUACGGAUUGUGGUAAUCUCAAAAAUAUACCCUUCUUUUUGUGCAAUAUGAGACUGUGCGGGUUUAUCGCUUCUGUACUGAUUAUGAUCUGCGCAUUCAGGGCAUGUACGGUAGCAGGUUGGCCUGUUACCAAUCCAGAGGUGGUGGACAGUCUGAUUUUUGCUGAUCCGGAAGAGGCUGCACAAUCAAUGAAGGAGAUACCUCAAUGGCAUUGCUUGCGAUACUUUAAGCAUGACAUUCAUCUCAUGCGUCGUUGUAGAAACUAUAGACUGCACAUGUUGCGAAGACCUACUGAUAUGAUGUAAAGUAAUACGGAACGACAUGAGCUAUCUAUAUUAGUUUAUCAAUUCCCUAAGCGACGAUAUGUACGCACAAUAAUGCCUAUAUAUCUAUAAUUUCAAAACAUUCAAUCAGUUUCAAACAUCAGUUUGAAUUGUUAAUAACUGAUGCACGCUAACACUAAACAACAUCUUAGAUGUAAUUUUAAAUUACUAAUAACGAAAGAAACAGUAAGGGAUAUGUGUUUGUGUGUAUAAUCAAAUCAUCAAAGAUGGUAGUGAAAUAUAAGAUUUUUAAAUAGAAAA